AUGGUAAUGAUUUGUGGUAGUGAUUAUGAUGAUAGUAGUGAUGAUAGUAAUCAUCGUGGUGAUGGGUAUAAUAGUGGUGAUGGUGAUAGUGAUGAUGGUGAGAGUGGUAGUGAUUAUGGUGAUGAUGGUAGUGAUAAUGAUGAUUAUGAUGAUGAUAGUAAUAGAGGUAGUAGGAUUGUAGUGAUAAUGGCGAUUAUGAUUGUGAUAGAUGGGGGAAUAAAAGAAUAUUAA
Messenger RNA from Cercopithifilaria johnstoni, 231 nucleotides. Lineage: Eukaryota; Metazoa; Nematoda; Chromadorea; Rhabditida; Onchocercidae. The record is from the annotation of a GenBank genome assembly.